AUGGACGACCAAAAACCGACAACAACUGCUGCUAAUGAGGCAUCAUCAAUGAUUGCUACCAAUAGUACUGCUCUCCUGCCCACCCAUCUUCAUCAAGUUCUACAAAAUUUUCUGCUUAUCUGGCUUGAUGCCAAUAUUGACGAAACCCAGGAAGAUUUCAAGAAAUCGAUACAACAUUUACGGCAUGUUGUGAGAACAAUCAGGACAUUUACAGACGCUCAAGAAUGUGUCACUUUUCUCAGUAAAAUCAAAGAAGAAAAAGCAUUUAUGAUUGUGUCUGGCUCGUUGGGACAACAAAUAAUACCAGAUAUUCAAGCAUGGCCACAAUUGGAUUCCGUGUAUGUGCUUUGUGACAAUAAAUCUGUUCAUGAACAAUGGGUCAAAAAAAUACCUAAGAUAAAAGAUGUGUACACACAAAUUGAAGAGAUUUGUGAAGCAUUAAAAGUUGCUUGUGAGCAUUGUGACCGAGCUAUGAUCUCAAUCAGUUUUAAUGGCAUCGAUCCGUUAUUUAUGUAUACGCAACUGUUAAAAGAAAUACUUUUGGAAAUCGAAUAUGACGAUACAAAAUCUAUUAAAGAACUCGUUGAUUACUGUCGACUUCAAGAUAAUAUCACAGAAGGCGGAAUUGAUGAAGUUGAGCAUAAAUAUCGCCACCAUACACCGAUUUGGUGGUACACAGCUCCAUAUUUUAUAUACUCAAUGCUCAAUCGCGGUCUUCGGUUGAUGGAAGUCGACAUUAUACUCAAAAUGGGCUUCUUUAUUAGACAUUUACAUCAACAUAUUGAAACCUUGUAUCGUGAACAACAAUCCACCAGUACCACGGCUACUGGCACAUUUCAAGUUUUUCGAGGUCAAGGUUUAUCACUCGAAGAUUUUGAAAAAUUGAAAAAAACAAAAAGUGGACUUAUGUCUUUCAACAAUUUUCUUUCAACAAGUCGUAAUCGCAAUGUCUCCCUUCAAGAUUUUGCACUGCCAGCACUCCAAGAUACCAAUUCAGUUGCCAUACUCUUCGUUAUGAUCAUUGAUCCAACACUAUGUUCAACAUCAUCGAUUCCAUUUGUCGACAUAAAAGAAGAGAGCUACUUCGAAGAUCGAGAAGAAGAAAUUCUUUUCUCAACGCACACAAUUUUUCGUAUCGAUCGUAUUGAACCCAUCAAAGAUUAUCAAACUGAUCGGCUAUGGCAAGUCAAUCUCACCCUUACGGGUAACGACAAUCAUGAUCUUAACGCACUCACAGUACACAUGCGCAAAGAGCUCAAUGCGAAAGCAACACGAGGAUGGUCUAGACUAGGUUUCAUACUUAUUAAAAUUGGUACGCCGUCAAAAGCAGAACAACUCUAUCAGAUCCUUCUUGAAAAAUCAUCGUCCAAUGGAGAUCGAGCAUAUUACAGUCUUCUACUUGGCUCAGUGUAUGAUGACAUGGGCGAAUAUUCGAAAGCACUUUCAUAUUACGAACAAGCCCUGGAAAUUCAAAAAGUAGUUCUCCCUCCGAAUCAUCCCGAUUUGGCUCUUUCCUACAGCAACAUCGGUUCGGUAUAUGCUAACAUGGGCAAGUACUCAGAAGCACUUUCAUAUUACCAAACAGAUCUGAAGAUCAGCCAAAAGACUCUUUCUCCGAUUCAUCCCAACUUGGCUAUUUCUUACCAUAACAUGGGUAAUGUGUAUGCUAUUAUGGGCGAGUACUCGAAAGCAAUUUCAUCAUACGAACAAGCCAUUGCUAUCGAUAAAAAAAGUCUUCCUCCAGAUCAUCCUGACAUGGCUACAUCCUACAUGAACAUCGGUGCAGUGCAUGAUAGAAUGGGCGAAUACUCGAAAGCACUUUCAUUCCACGAAGAGUCACUUGAAAUCAAGAAAAAAACUCUUCCUCCGUAUCACUCCGACUUGGCAUCCUCCUACAAUAAUGUCGCUGUAGUGUAUUUUAACAUGGGCGAGUACUCGAAAGCACUUUCAUACUACGAAAAAGAUCUGGAGAUCAACCAAAAGAAUCUCUCUCCAACACAUUCGCAUAUUUUAGAAUUGAAAAGAUACAUUGAGAUGGCGAAAAAAAGAUUGCAGUGA
Molecule: messenger RNA, 2058 nt
Organism: Rotaria sp. Silwood2
Lineage: Eukaryota; Metazoa; Rotifera; Eurotatoria; Philodinida; Philodinidae
Source: the annotation of a GenBank genome assembly